AUGGCCUCGCCUCCUGGCCGCGAGCCAGUAACGGCAUCAGCCAUGGCCCGCGAAGCUAACAAAUACAUCCGCGAGAUCCUCCACGCCCCCGAAGCGCCCCCGCCCAUACCAGUCCGCUACUUCUACUCCUCACCCCUCGCUCUGGACGACCCUCUGUCUCCGGUACCGCCGCCUCUGACCGGCUCCACGGCACAGAAGCAGCAUCGACCUCGACCCUUCUCUACGUAUGACAAUGAAGAGCUGGACAAGGCAUGGCUGGAGCUACGGCGGAAGAUGCUCAAGCUUGCUGAGGAUAAUGGCGGAGAAAAACGGCGGCCUGACGAGCCGGAGGCAAGCUCUAGUGUCCUCCGUACGGGUCUUGGUAAGGGCAGCGGCAGGGGGCAAGAGCCUAUUUAUGAUCCACGGCGGAGGACUAUACCGAGUCUCGCAAGGCAGCAGGGCGCUCUAAGCAAUGAGCCUAUUAGCGGUUCCUUUGGGUCGGCAAGCUCAGCGUCUCCGCCGAAUUUCCUUCACAGGGAACCCAGAGAUAGAGAGCUAAGCGCUGUUGCCGACACGACCCUUUCCGGCUCGAUCCGUGCUCUCGAUGUUGGCACUUUCGAUCUUAGUACAGAGACCCCGGCGACAACGGGGACACCGUUUAUACGAGCACCCUCCCGGAGAAACGUCGUCACAUCUAGAAAGGAGAGAUCCUCCCUAUCUUCUCGUCCAGUGCCUUUCGAGUAUGACAGCUACAACUGGGACGACGACCACUUUGCAGGACAGGCAUCAGGCCACGAACGCGUACCAAGUAAGGAGCGCCCAACCCCAGAGCCCUCCGGCCCCUCAGCAAAAGUCCCCGUAGGAGUCUCCCGCCUCCACAAUGUCGUUAUGCCUCGGUUACAAAUGGAGCCCAUCUACUGGAUUCCUGUCAACGACAUCGCUACUGUCACGCGGGGCACGUGGUUCUACAAAGAUACGAUGCUGCCGGUGGAGGUCGAUGUCGCGAAUAUGCUUGAGGCGGGCUAUGUGGAACUGAGGCCGUGGACCCAGUCGUGGACCGAUGAGCUUAAUAGCGCGGUCGAGGUUGGGGCGCUCGGCGAGAUGAAGGUGCUGCAUAAGUUGUGGCCUGAGAAGUCGAAGAAGCCGGAGAGUAGGCCGGGAACGGCGCAGGGUUCGGAGAGGAUGAUGAGUACGGGAUCGGUAGAGAUACCCGAAAGUCCUGAGAAGGAAAGGGAAGCAGUCGUCGAGAUCGCUGGCGAUCUCAUCGACAUUUCCACAGGUCCUGAUGGACCCGAUAAUAAAGCUGCCGGUUCAGCUUCGUAUGGCAGAGACGGGCAGAAGCGGUUGUACCUUGGCGCUGGGGUGAUCUACGCGACCGAGACUGAGGCUUAUGUCCUACGCCAGAACCUCCAGCCAUCAGCUUACUACGGCCGAAGACCGCUAGCCAACUAUAUCCGCAAAGGGCGCAGCAUAGGCAUCUGUGUUGUACGCGGCUUUGACCAGGAUGUCUGGGAUAAGUUGCAUCCUCCAAAGAAAGGCGUAACAGCAACAAAGGCUCGCGAAGGUGUAUCGACUUCUCAAGCUGGAGCUCCUCCGAUUCGGCGACAGAAGCUUGAUUCAACUCUUGCGCAGUCCGACAGACCGAUAGUGACUGAUCUCGUGUUAGUCAUCCAUGGUAUCGGACAGAAGCUUUCGGAGCGCAUGGAGAGUUUCCACUUCACACAUGCUAUCAAUGCUUUCCGGCGAGAGGUCAAUGUUGAGCUUGGCACCGAUAGCGUCAAAGCACAUCUGAGACCGGAAUUAGGCGGUAUAAUGGUUCUGCCGGUCAAUUGGCGGCUAAGGCUGUCCUUCGAAGACGGUGGCUAUCGAGACACAGAUGAGAAUACUACCUCAAAUCAAUAUACGCUCAAAGACAUCACACCCGACACCCUACCCUCUGUCCGCGGUAUCAUCAGCGACGUGAUGCUCGACAUACCCUACUACCUCUCCCGUGAGCACAACCCCAAAAUGGUCGCCGCCUGCAUCAGCGAAGCCAACCGGAUCUACAAUCUCUGGUGCUCCAACAACUCCGGCUUCGCGGAACACGGCCGCGUGCAUCUCAUCGCUCACUCCCUCGGCAGCGUCAUGGCCGUCGACAUCCUCAGCAACCAACCAACUCAUACCCCCACCCACCACCCCGACCCCUCGAGCCCCGCCCCCGCCAUCCCAUCCGACCACUUCCUCUUCGACACCAAGUCCCUCUUCGUCUGCGGCAGCCCCUCAGGCUUCUUCCUGCUCCUCAAGAAAGCAGCCCUGCUCCCCCGCCGCGGCCGCGCCAAGCCCGGCGGCGAAAUCCUUGAUGCAGAUGUAGCAGGCGAGCAGGGCACCUACGGCUGCCUCGCCCUCGACAACAUCUACAACAUCGUCAACCCCUACGACCCGGUCGCGUACCGGCUCAACGCCACCGUCGAUGCCACCUACGCCGCGGCGCUGAAACCAGCCUUUGUGCCGAGCGCCAGCACCUCGUGGCUUCCCGCUCUAGGCAACCCGUUCCGGGGCUCGCUGAGCAGCGCGGAGGCGGCAGUGGGCAGGAAGCCAGCCGUGCCGCGCAUGCCGAGUAACGUCGAGCUGGAGACGCACGAUUUCAGCAGGGAGGAGCUCGCGGAGCGGAAGGCGUUUUUGCUGAACGACAACGGGCAGAUUGACUGGUUUCUGAAGUAUGGAGGCGGCGCGCUCGAGAUCCAGUAUCUCACGAUGCUGGGCGCGCAUAGCAGUUACUGGAUCUCGAGGGAUUUUGUUAGAUUUGUUGUUGUCGAGGUCGGCAGGGGGUUGGGGAGGGAGGGAACGGUGCCGGGGAUGCGGGCUGUGAAGAGGAAGGUGCUGGUUGGGUGA
Messenger RNA from Coniosporium apollinis CBS 100218, 2850 nucleotides. RefSeq lists its product as uncharacterized. The record is from RefSeq and is a predicted model, not a curated record. The transcript has 3 exons. The coding region runs from base 1 to 2850 and encodes 949 amino acids. Gene Ontology annotation, cellular component: cytoplasm. Gene Ontology annotation, molecular function: metal ion binding; glycerophospholipase activity. Lineage: Eukaryota; Fungi; Ascomycota; Dothideomycetes.